AUGAAUACCUUUUCACCAUUGUCAUCACCACCUUUUGACAAUGAACAUGGUGAUGAUGGUGAUGAUAAGCAAUCAUAUAGUAACGAUGAAAGAUCUCAAAGUAAACCAAUCUAUAGAUAUUCACCAAAGCCAGCAAUGGUUGCAACGACAUCUCAGUUUAUAGAAAAUAGAGUAUUGGUAACAUUAUUACCAUCACUUUUUAUAGUUUUAAUGAUUGGUGGAAGGACUACACUAUAUGUAUCUGCUAUUGUAUCUCUUUUGACUUAUCUAUUUGAUCUUUUCUCUCAAACAGAAUUUACUCUAAUUUCAAUAUGGGUAGGAAUGAUAGCUAUAAAUUUAUCAAUUGCAGUCAACAGUUUAUCACUUGUAAACCAUAUCAUAAUUAAUGCACUUCUCCUAUUUAAUAUGGCCAUGAUACUUGCAUUGUGUGGACUGUAUGCGACUUUACAAUUUAGACCAAAGCUUGGUUCCACCUUUCCCGCAAUAUUUGAAACAAUGGAAAGGAUUUUGAUAUCUUGUACUCCAUAUCCAACUACUGUUAUUUUCCUUUGGUUUAUCAUAUCGACCAUCGAAAGUUCAAUCAAUCAAUCAACCCCCUAUUAUUUAUUAAUUAUAUUGAUUGUUCAAUAUUUCCUUUAUCAAAAUAAUAAUAAUAAUAAUAGUAAUAAUAUAUUAUCAACAACAAUAAUGAAAAUAACAUUUAUAAGUUUUCCAGCAACAUUUUAUUAUUCAAUCUAUCACCGAGCAGUUGUGACAACAGAUUAUAAUCACCUUUUACAUUUGGUACUUUUAAUUUCAAUUCCAAUCUUUAUUUGUACAACCUCCUCUUCCUCUUCAUCCUCCUCAUCCUCCUCUCCAUCUUCUUCUUUAUUUUUUAUUUUAAAAAUGAUAAAUGGAAUGUUAUUAAUUGGAUCAAUAGAGUAUUUGGUUAUUUUAAAGUCUCCAACUUUUUCAAAGACUAUCAAUAUUGCCCCACCCUAUAAUUACAUUUUUGUGACCAUUGCAGUGUACACGGCUGCCGUUAUACUCUAUAUUAUUUUAUUUGGUGCAAAUAAUCAACAACAACAACAACAAAUAUUUUCUAGUAAAUAUUUAUUAAUAGUUGUGGCAUUAAUCUUUUCAAUAACUACAACCUAUAUGCUCGCCGCACCAUUUUAUAUCUAUAUAUUUUCAAUUGUAUCUGCAUUAUCACUAUCCAUUUAUUUAUAUAAAUUACUUUUAAAUGGUACAUCGGAAUAUAUAACAGUGGAGGGAGGAGGAGGUACCCAAUCAUGGACAAUGUAUCCAAAUUAUUUGGUAUUAUUUAGUUCAGUAGUCGCCUUGUACAUUAACAAUCGAGGGUCAACUACUUUAUAUCUCUUACGAUCAAACUUUGCAACUUUUUUAAAAACACUCUCAGACAGUGUCCUUUUAUCAAAAGUAAUCGCCAUUUGCAUUAUUAUCCCCCUUCAACAACCAAAUCAACAACUCGAAACUCUACUUUCAAACAUUAUCAUCCCAACAACUAUUUUUACAUUUAUUAUCUAUUCAAGUUUUUAUUUCAACAAGGAUUCAAAGUUUAUAAAAGAAAAAGAUAUUGGUAGUAAUAAUAAUAGUAGUAAUUAUAAUAAUAAUAAUAAUAAUUUAUCACAAUCAAUGAUUUAUAGUUUAAUUUUUAUGGCAAUAUUGGGGUCAUUAUUUUAUUCAUUACCUAGUUUUGAUGGUAAUAUAAAUUUUAUGAAAAAAACAUCAAUCUUUUUAGCAAAGUUUUUGUUGUUGUUUUCUUUUUCAACCUUUCCAAUUUCCAUCAAACAUGUUCCCCAAAACAAAACCUUUAGAAAUAUUAUAGUAUUUUCAAUUUUAAUAGCAUUGAUUUUAAUAUUUUUUAAUACCAACCAACAACAACAACAACAACAACGAUCGAAUAAUGAAAAAUGGAGUUAUUGGUUUUUGGUAUUUGGUAUAUUAGAGAUAAUGCUCCAAAACAGAGACAUUGGAUCGAGUAGAGUCGGCGUUUUUAGGUUAAUUGAAAUUAAUAGAUUAUCGAUAAUUGGAUUGUCGAUUGCUUUGAAUUUGGUUAUCGUCAUCCUUGUCUACUAUAAAUCAAUUCAAUUAAAAAAAUCUCAACAUCUUAAACAACAACAACAACACUCGUCAACCCCUUCUUCUACUUUACAACCACAGUUACCUUCUCCAUCCUUGUUAACAACCUUUAGUAAAAUGAUGGUUGUAUCAAAUAUUGCUUGUAUUUAUUCAUUUAUUGCAUGUAUCAUGGUCAACCUAUUUUGGUUGGAUGGAAAUGAAUCAAGUGUAAUUGUUUUGGCACCUUUACUCCUAUUUGUUCAAUCCCCUAUCGGUGAACAAAAGGAAAAUACAACAGCAGCAGCAACAACAACAACAACAAAAGAUUUGGAGAAAAAAGGAUUUUUAUCUUUUUGUUACCUCCUUCAUCAAUUAUCAAUUCUCCAUCUUCAUCUUCAUCUCAUAGACAAAGUAGAGGUGGCAAAGGAAAUACAAGAUUGGGAUGAUCCUCUCAAGAUACAGAGGAAUCAUCUCUCUCUCUUUUUGUCAAUCACUAUGGGAAUAUAUAGUAACUUUAAAACAUCAUCACCACCAAGAUUCAGGUUAUUAGUAGUUGUAUUAUUUCUAGUGACUAUAGUGUUGUUUAGUUUUGCUUAUUUCAAUGGUCACCUAGCAUUGUAUGAUCAAACAUCAGCAUUUGAUCGACAUAGUAAAUUAGAUAUAGCAAACCAAAGAGAUUGGGAAGAUAUAGCAAACCAAAGAGAUGUUACAAUCUUUUUGUGGGACAUUACAACAAAAGAAAUAGAUUGGUCUGGUUUGUUGGCUUCGGAUGCAAAUUUAGAUAAUCAAAAACAACAUUUAUAUAAACAACAAUUAAAACAACAACAACAACAACAACAAACAAGUAGAUCUUUAAAAUCAAUUGCAAUCAAAAACAAUAGAGAUGAAGAUCAAGAUGACCAACCCGAUGAUGAUGAAUUUGAAGAUGAAAACGAAAAAGUUUGUGACGUAUCUUGUAGUUUUACCAACAAUCAUAUAGAUCUACCACUAUCAGACUAUAUCGUAUUUGAUCCAUCAUUUAUUCAUCGUGAUGAUUGGAGAAGAUCACCUUUAAACCUUCCAGAAAAGUUACCAUUUCAAAAAUUUGUCUUGUUGGACUACUUUAGUAAGAGUCAAUUUCCAAUCCUCGCCGAUCCAAGGUAUACCUCUCUCAUGGAUCUACAUUUCAACUAUAGUGCCGAUAGUACCCAACAACUUUCAUUGGCAUGUCCACCAGAUCCAUCGUUUACCACAAAAAAUACCACCUCUUUACUAUUAAAUAAUCAUGAUUCAAAACCUUGGCAAUCAAGAAAGGGAUUGGUUUUUAUUUCUUCAAAUUGUAAAGUUGGUUUUGCAAAAUCAAGAAUCAAUUAUAUAAAAUCAAUGAAAACAAUUGUUGAUAUUGAUACUUUUGGAAAAUGUUUUGAAGGAAAAUCUACUACUAUUCAAAACAUGUCAACCAAGCCAACAAACAUUAAUGAAAUAAUCAAAAGCAAUAUGAAAGAGUUUGAAAAUUACAAGUUUGCUUUGACAUUUGAAAAUGAAAAUACAACAGACUAUGUAUCUGAAAAGGUAUACUCUGCUCUCUACUCUGGUGCCAUUCCUGUCUAUAUGGGCUCAAAGAAUAUUGGCAACUGGGUACCAACUGGUUCAAUCAUCAAGGUAUCUGACUAUAGCUCUCCAACUGAUCUUGCCAAUUAUCUCAAAAAGGUUAUCGACGAUCCAAAUGAAUAUAAAAAAUAUUUUGAAUGGAAAAAAUCAGAUUUGGAACAAAAGGUAAUUGAUAAAUUAAGAAUGUGUGUAAAUGGUUUUCAUAGUAAAUGUAAAAUGUGUAAAAUGGCAAACGAUGUGUUAUCAAUCAAACAAUUGGAGUUAAAAAAGGGCCUAAUGACAACACAUAGUUCCUAUCAACCAUUCCAUUUACAAAUGCAAGGAAAAGGAGACCACAUUAAAGUUGAUUCAUCCAAUUGUCCAACGUGUUUGGAUUUGUCUGAAAAAUACACUCUAAUGGCUUGGGUAAAACCAACAAGUUUUGGUGAUCAACGUGUCAUUGACAAGAAUACUGGAGGUACUGUCGAUGGAUACAAUUUUGACAUUCAAAAGGCAACAGACUCGAGCAGAGGAAUUGCACGUCUAUGCGCUGGUGGAACUUGUUUCUCAUCUCACAUGUCAUUCUCGCCCGACGUUUGGACCCACAUUGCUGUCACCUACUCUGUAAAUAACGAACACGUCCACGACAACAAGGUAAACUUUUUUAUCAAUGGAAAAAAAGAUAUUCCUCAAGAUUUCUUUAAUCCAACUGCAAAAAAUAAGCAUCCAGUUUUAAUUGGUGCUUCAAAUGGUAUAGCCAUUGGUGAUAGUGGUACAUAUAAUGGAAACAUUGAUAAUAUUGCAAUCUAUAAUAGAUCAUUAAACAAUCAAGAGAUAAUCAAUGCCAUGUGGAACAAACCAUUUGGUGACGAAAAGGAUAUUUUAUUGUAUUUUGAUUUUGAUGUCAACCCUCUUCACCACGAGACAAAGGGUACAGUAAAAGAUAGAUCAAUCUAUGGAAAUAAUGGAAUCUUGGUUGCUGUAGUGAUUUGGUUGUUUGGUUUUAGACUUUCAAAUUUUUAUAGUUUAGCUCAAUUAACUUAUAACUUUGAUAUUCAUCAUUGA
Messenger RNA from Cavenderia fasciculata, 4695 nucleotides. RefSeq lists its product as uncharacterized. The record is from RefSeq and is a predicted model, not a curated record. The transcript is spliced from 11 exons. Gene Ontology annotation, cellular component: membrane. Bases 1 to 4695 code for a protein of 1564 amino acids. Lineage: Eukaryota; Evosea; Eumycetozoa; Acytosteliales; Cavenderiaceae. Gene Ontology annotation, molecular function: fucosyltransferase activity.